UGUUAUCAGCGAACUAUAGUUAAAUUUCAUAUCGCUCUUAUUCCCAUAACACCCAACUUCAACACCGAUUACGAAUUGACUCAACUUGAUUUCAAGAUGUUCAUGUCUUUAAUAUCCCAUUUGCUCUGUUCUUGGUUUGCAUUUUUGCUGCCAUGUUAUUCCACUUUCAAGGCCCUAUCCAACCGCCCAGGCACUGAACCUGAUCUCGAAAGGUUGUCGAUGUAUUGGGCAAUCGUUGGUAUUUUCGUCGCAAUUGAGUCCAGUAUCGGAUUGCUAUUGUCUUGGUGAGUUUUCACCCGUCUACAUGCAUGCCACGCUAAAGCCCUUGAACAUCUAUUUAUAGGUUGCCAUUUUAUUGGGAGAUAAGGACCCUUUUUCUGCUUUAUUUAUCUCUCCCACAAACGCAGGGUUCCACUUACGUCUACAAGUCAUUCCUUGAGCCAUUCUGUGUCAAAAACGAAGUGGAUCUGGACGCUGGCAUUGACU
This is a messenger RNA of Serpula lacrymans var. lacrymans S7.9, 486 nucleotides long. RefSeq lists its product as uncharacterized. The transcript has 4 exons. The record is from RefSeq and is a predicted model, not a curated record. NCBI's taxonomy places the organism in Eukaryota, Fungi, Basidiomycota, Agaricomycetes, Boletales, Serpulaceae. Bases 97 to 288 code for a protein of 63 amino acids.